Messenger RNA from Callithrix jacchus (white-tufted-ear marmoset), 8669 nucleotides. RefSeq names its product U2AF homology motif kinase 1 (gene UHMK1). The record is from RefSeq and is a predicted model, not a curated record. NCBI's taxonomy places the organism in Eukaryota, Metazoa, Chordata, Mammalia, Primates, Cebidae. Gene Ontology annotation, molecular function: ribonucleoprotein complex binding; RNA binding; protein serine/threonine kinase activity. Gene Ontology annotation, biological process: peptidyl-serine phosphorylation; regulation of protein export from nucleus; positive regulation of translational initiation. Gene Ontology annotation, cellular component: nucleus; neuronal ribonucleoprotein granule.
UUCCGGCUUCUCGGACUCGAGGGCAAUACGGCUUCCGGUGUCAUGGCGGCUUAAAGUCCCGGGAGUCGGUGAGGCGGCUGCAGGUCCCUCCCUGCGGAGCCGCUGGUCCGGCUAGCGGGGAUGUGACCGCGGGAUCUGCCGGCCUGCCUCAGGCGUCGCGUCAGCUCCUGUGUCCGUGCCCUCAGCCCACACCGAUGGCGGGAUCCGGCUGUGCCUGGGGCGCGGAGCCGCCGCGUUUUCUGGAAGCCUUUGGGCGGCUGUGGCAGGUACAGAGCCGUCUGGGUAGCGGCUCCUCCGCUUCGGUGUAUCGGGUGCGCUGCUGCGGCAACCCUGGCUCGCCCCCAGGCGCCCUCAAGCAGUUCCUGCCGCCAGGAACCACCGGGGCUGCGGCCUCGGCCGCAGAGUAUGGUUUCCGCAAAGAGAGGGCGGCGUUGGAGCAGUUGCAGGGUCACAGGAACAUCGUGACUUUGUAUGGAGUGUUUACAAUCCACUUUUCUCCAAAUGUGCCGUCACGCUGUCUGUUGCUUGAACUCCUGGAUGUCAGUGUUUCGGAAUUGCUCUUACAUUCCAGUCACCAGGGUUGCUCCCUGUGGGUGAUACAGCACUGUGCCCGAGAUGUUUUGGAGGCCCUUGCUUUUCUUCAUCAUGAGGGCUAUGUCCAUGCGGACCUCAAACCACGCAACAUAUUGUGGAGUGCAGAGAAUGAAUGUUUUAAACUCAUUGACUUUGGACUUAGCUUCAAAGAAGGCAAUCAGGAUGUGAAGUAUAUUCAGACAGACGGGUAUCGGGCUCCAGAAGCAGAACUACAAAAUUGCUUGGCCCAGGCUGGCCUGCAGAGCGAUACAGAAUGUACCUCAGCUGUUGAUCUGUGGAGCCUAGGAAUCAUUUUACUGGAAAUGUUCUCAGGAAUGAAACUGAAACAUACAGUCAGAUCUCAGGAAUGGAAGGCAAACAGUUCUGCUAUUAUUGAUCACAUAUUUGCCAGUAAAGCAGUGGUGAAUGCCGCAAUUCCAGCCUAUCACCUAAGAGACCUUAUCAAAAGCAUGCUUCAUGAUGAUCCAAGCAGAAGAAUUCCUGCUGAAAUGGCAUUGUGUAGCCCAUUCUUUAGCAUUCCUUUUGCCCCUCAUAUUGAAGAUCUGGUCAUGCUUCCCACUCCAGUGCUAAGAUUGCUGAAUGUGCUGGAUGAUGAUUAUCUUGAGAAUGAAGAGGAAUAUGAAGAUGUUGUAGAAGAUGUAAAAGAGGAGUGUCAAAAAUAUGGACCAGUGGUAUCUCUGCUUGUUCCAAAGGAAAAUCCUGGCAGAGGACAAGUCUUUGUCGAGUAUGCAAAUGCUGGUGAUUCCAAAGCUGCUCAGAAAUUACUAACUGGAAGGAUGUUUGAUGGGAAGUUUGUUGUGGCUACAUUCUACCCGCUGAGUGCCUACAAGAGGGGAUAUCUGUAUCAAACCUUGCUUUAAUCAGUAACCUAAGAACUAUUUCCUUUUUCUCCUCUUCCAUUUCUUGGGUUAUUGUAUUCCACACCUGAAUGCAAGAGCACCCCCUUACCAUUUUAAGAAGGUACUCUGUACAUUUAUUUAAUCCUACUAACGUGCAGCCAUUGCCCAAGCAGUGACUGCAUUGCAUACAUUUGGCACUGAGUAGGACAAGACCUCUCAGCUAUACAUUGAGGGGUUUUAGAGCAUCCAUGUGGGCAACCUAUUCUUGUGCAGGAGAGCAGGUGCUGCUCUUCUGUUUGUAACCUAAAAACAUAUUAAUUAUUUUGUGUGAUCAUGAAGCAAGAAUGCAUACUAUCAUGUCUUGGUAAAUACUAACAAAUUUGUUAGGUUUGGUGACAUCAUUUACAGAUUAUAUCUUUAUGUUGUCCAGUGGUUCUUCCUUAUUGUUGAUAUCCAUAAGCUGGCACUGGAUGCUCUCAGUAAUGUUAAGUAAUUGUCAAGCAGCAGUUACCUACUGUGUUCUUAACACUGAGUUGUGAAUUUUUUCUUAAAGGAGUACUGUAGUACUGAAUAUUCCUUUAAAGGAACUGCGGUGAGCCUAUCUAAGAUUUUUUAAAUUAAGGCUUUUCAAAUAGAAAGCUGAUGCUUGAUCUUGCACAAUUUUUAUGUCUAGUAUGUAUGCUUGAGUGAGUGCGCAGGUAUGAACGAUUAGAGAAAAUUUGAGUCACUGUACUUUAUAGUGUGAAUCCUGUGAGCUAAUACAGUCUAAACUCAUUUCUUCCCUACCUGUUUCACAUCGAUAAGAUUUAGGACGUGCAUUUUUUGAGAGGUGGUCUGUCUGAUCCAAUGUAAAUGACAAAACAGAUAAUUCCCGAGAGGCUCAGAACAAACUGGAGUCUAGCCUGGAGUUACAUUGAGACUUCUAAAAUGAUUAGAACAAAGACUGAGUUUUGCCACAUGUAAAUCAACGCCUUUCAGUCUAAUUUAGAUUCCGUAUUAGCUCAUCUUUUUUGUACUAAAUCUGUAGUUUUAAGAUUUCUCAAGAUGUGGCUCUACCUACUAUGAUGGAAAAUUGAAGUGGGUCAAAAGAAUUAGAUAUACAAUAAAGGGAAAAGAAAAACAUGGGUGAAGAGAGGAUAGAAAAUAAAGAAUUCUUUUUUCUUCCUUUCUGUUUCUCCUAUCCCUGCUCCCUUUUUCCUCCCCUUCUCUCAUUCUUUGCCUCUAUCCUUACCUGAAGAUAGAGGAACAGCAUCCCAGAUAGUUUGGCUUUUGACUGCAAGGAAGUUAAGAAAGGUGUAGAUAUAAUGAGAUAGAAGUAGAAAGGAAGAAAAACCCAAAGACUUCUUAAGGAAUUCUUAAAAGGAUUCGUAGCAACCUGAUGUGUCCCUUAGUAGAGAGUGCUGGUAUGUGUGAGUUCAUGGACACAAGUUGAUGACAUGGCUUUUAGAAUUAUAAUUAUGGAUUCCUCUUACAUCCUGGUAGGUUGUCUUUAAAGAUAUAAAAAUUAGGACACCUUUAUGAAGCACUGAUUAUACCAAAAAAAAAAAAAAAAGACAAAUUGUAUACAGGUGACAAAUUUUUUUAUUUAUUUAUUUUUUUCCUAAGGAAAAAAGUCUUUUAUAUCUUUCCCUGCUGGAAGCCUCCUCAUAGUUCCUUGUUUGCCAUGCAGGUUGCUGAGAGUCCAAUUAGAAUUUGCAUUUUAGAGAAUGAAAUAUUUUACCCCAUUCAAACAAUUAGUGUUGGACAUUUUAGUUAUUUACAGUUGUCAAAUUCAGGACUCUCAUUUAAUGUUUAUUAUGAAACCAAAUUUGGCAUAAGGAGGCUGAUUUGUGAAUUACCAAAGGGUCUUGCGGCAUGUUCCCCAAUAUGUGCCCUUAGCAGGAAGAACUGUUAUUUUUUGUUUUGGCCCUUUCAGAGGUUGAUUAAAUGGAUUUGUUUUCAAGUCAGAAUUCAAAUGAGCAGAACCAGUAUCGUGAAGACCUAAACUUUUCUAAAUGUUCAUAUGGGUAGCAGAUUUUGUGGUGAUUAGAAACAUCUCUUCCUUAAGGGCAAGUAUCCUGAAUUAGCACGUGUACUUUUCUCUCCCCUCCUCCCCCAAAAGAAAAUUCCUUACACAUAAACUGCAGGUAGGCUUCUAAGCUUAGUCCUGCAGCAUGCUGCUAACAUCCUGAUGCCGAUCUUCACAGCAUUCUUUGAUUGUCAUCUUAUUGCUGAUACAUUCAUACAUAUAUUUAGUGCUUGACACUGUAGAAUUUUAUUACAGAAGAUUUUAACUAGAUUUUAAGGGAGCUGAGGGAAUUGAUCAGCCUCGAAUUAACCAUGCGUUUAAUUAAAUGUUUUAUAUUAAAGCCAGAGAAUUGAAAAAAAAAAAUGCCUCCUGUGAUUUAAAUUAUUUUAUAGCUCUUAGCCCAUUCUACCAAAGAUGAUAUUAGCAGAUAACCCCUCCCUCUUCUAAUAUUAUCAGAAGUUUAAUAUCUUUCUUAAACCUGAACCAAAUAUUAUCAAAAGAUACAAGUUUCAUGAUUAGGAUGAAAUACAUACAUAGGGAUUUUGAUUUCUUGAAAUUACUGAAAAAACAAGAAAUUUUCUUUUUGAGAGGAAGGGUAAUGAGGUGAGGGUUCAUGUCUCUUAACCCCUACCCUUUGGGUCUAAUUUUAUCUCAGGUAGUUUUUCAUUCCCUAGAUUAAUACCUGUACUUCCUUGCCUCUUGCCUUCCCAGUUACUUCUUCAGAGUAUUAUUGUGGCACAUUUUACACCCAGAAAAGGCACAUGCAGUGAUUAUUCUGUAGGAAAUACUUGAUUCUUUUGAAAUAUAUUUGGAGGGGGUAGCUAGCUAGCCACUGUGAAAACUAAUGCUGUAUUUACAGGACAAAAACAAGUAAAGUUGGACAUCUCAGUAAGAGACAGCAUUAACUAAAAGUAUUGACUGCCUUUUAAAGGAAUUUUUAAAACUAUCCUCUUGCAAUAAGAGAUGGCAUUUAUUACCACUAGAUGUCUUCCUUUUUUGUGGCCACCAAUAUAGCAGCUCUCUUUAGAGGGGUUCCCUUUCUGCUAUGCCUUGAGCCAAACUGGCUGCUUUUAGAACAAAAAUCAUAAGUAUAGUUUUACUCAAACUUCUCUUUGUUUUCAUUGAGAGAAAUAUUGCCUUCUUUUUGGUACUCCAGCUGCUAAAGAGUGCUGAGAUAUGUUAAAUUAUUCUUUAAAAGAAAAUCUCUGAAUACUUAUUUAACUUGUCUUCUAGAUUUGUGUUGCUUAUAUUUUUUAACUAUUGAGCAAAUUUAUUAUAAGGUUUGCUGCCACAUAGAGAAAGCUGAAGGGAAACCAUGAGCAGAAGGCUUUUUUCUGUCUUAUUACACUGGACCUUCACUCUGGUAAGGGCAUCAGUUACUUUUCUAGAACAAAAGGCAGAGUUGGAGCACUUAUCAAAUGCUGUUCCAUGGCUUACUUUAGUUAAUUCACCAUGCAGAUAAUUAACAUUUUGGUAUCUUUCUCUUUUAGGUCUUGUUUUCUAUUAGGCCUAUCUUACACAUAAUUACUACUAUCAGUUAUCCUUGGCGGUAUGACUUUCUCUUUUUCUUUUUUACAAUUAAUUUAAUGAAAAUCAGCACCAUUGUAAAUGAUAGUAAUUGUACCAACAUAGUUACUGGGUGAAGGAGUAGGGGAGACACUCAGUAACUAUUUAUUUACCGAGACGCUUAUGCAAGGGUACAUGCUAGGUGGCUUUAUUCAGAUUGGGGUACAGAUGGAAUCACAUCAUGACUUUGAGUCUGGUGGAUGUGUAGAUAGAGAUGUAAGCAAGUGCCUUGUGUUUCCUGGAAAAUACUAAAACUCAUUUGGGUGAAAGCUUCCCAGAUGAUGAUAAUUAAUAGCACUUCUGCCUUUUUCCUGGAGUAACUUUUAGAUUGAGUAAUAUAAUAUAAAAGUCCAAAAUUUUCUUGGUUUACCUUUUGUUUUAUUUUUCACAUCUAUCUAUAUAUAAUUAUUAUUUUUUCACUAUCUGCCUGAAAAUAGCCUUGGUUUACCUUAUUUUUUUAUAUGUGUAAAACUACUCAUAUUUGAUUUUAUUCCAAUAUUACAUAUGAUGGAAAAGCCAGAAUUGGCUGGCAGAAUUUAAUUCUUCCUUGGAUCUGUAGUUCUGCUUUUUUGUUUUUUUUGAGACAGAGUCUCGCACUGUUGCCUGGGCUAGACUGUGCAGCAGUGUGAUCUCAGAUCAUUGCAACUUCCGCCUCCUCUGUUCAAGCAAUUCUCCUGCCUCUGCCUCCUGAGUAGCUGGGAUUACAGGUGUGUGCCACCACACCCAGCUAAUUUUUUUUUUUUUUUUGUAUUUUUAUUAGAGAUGGGGUUUCACUAUGUUGGCCAGGCUGGUCUCGAACUCCUAACCUCAUGAUCUGCCCGCCUUGGCCUCCCAAAGUGCUGGAAUUACAGGCGUGAGCCACCGUGCCCAGCCUAGUUCUAUUUUUAAUAUCAAGUUCCUUCAUCAAAUUCUAUUACUGUAGCUCUCUGAUAUAAUUGUAUUUCUUGUCAAUUAUGGUCACAUAUAGACAAGUCGUUGGUCACAGUUUGCUCAAAAGAAUUCCCAUUUCUUAAGGUGCUCAGUAAAUCACUUUUAUUUUGAGAUGGUAGUUUUUCAAGUUAGCAUUACUUACUAGCUUUCUCAAUGAACAUAAAAAUGUUGUCUCCAUCAUAUGGAGCUGAGCCUCUUGUGGUAUAUUUAGAUAAGUCCCAUUCUCAAUCACAGAAGAACAUGUAUAUUUUAGUUUGUGGAUUACCCAGAAUUUUGAAGAUUUUGUUUCAUUUUGUUUUAGGAUAGCUUCUCUGCCUGAUACUAUAGGAUAUAUCAUGUUUGCUAUUGUAGCUGCCUCCUUUAGGUGUUCUUCACUUUUUUUUUAAAUUAUAUAAUGACCAGAAGAUUCACAGUGGCAUGUACUUGACAAGUGCCAUGGAUAUUUAAGAAGGUGGUAAAUAGUUUUAAUAUUUUUGCUGUAAUUUUAUAGGAGAAAUGGGCUUAAGAGAAAUAUCUAUAAAUCAGAGCGUAUUUAGGAAAUUUUAUAUUUUAUAGGUGGUCAUUAAAGUGACCUGCAGGAUAUAAGAUUUACACAAACUUUAUUCUCCUGAUAGGAAAUUUUUAUUCAUUUUCUUACACUCAGCACUUUCGUUCUGCCUUGUACUGCUUAUGUGGAUUAAUGUUUUAAAUUUGCUUUAUUUGCGCUUUUCAGCGUUGUCAUAAUUAUGGCAGUUGUGUUUGUGGCACUGUAAAUCCUGGAAUUCAUGGGAAACCUAUCAAAUGACUGCUCUGGUGUUAUUUCCCAUUACAUUUGGGUAGCUGUCACAAUAACCAGAAGAAAGCUGGCGGCUCUUUUGAAGAAGGCCAUGUAUGUUUUGUUAUCUAGGUUCAUAGUAUUUUAAUUUAAAGGCAAAGAGAAGCAUUCUGUCUUAAUUGUCUUAUAUAACCAUUAAUCUUUUUUUGUGCAGAAGAGAGCUUAUUUUGUUAUACUGCUAUGUAUAAUGGAAAUAAGUCACAUUCUGGGGGAAAAAACUGGAAUUGUUCAUAUUUUGUUUUGGGGGGAAAUCUUUAUGGGAAAAUCAGAGCUACUUGUUACCAUAAGCCCUUACUAUCAACAAGAUAAUUAUUUGUAAUCACUUUUUGUAUCCCAGGUUGGAAUUGCUUUCCCCUUCUAAGUUAUCUUCCCUUAAUAAUAUUUAUGACAUCAGGACAAUGAGGGUAUAAGAGCAAAUGUAGUGAGGUAUUCAAAAAUCCUGCAUAUUUGGACUAAAACAUUAUUUAGUUAUUUGAAUUAUAUGUAGCUGUAUUAUUAGCAUGGGUUGUCAGAAAAUUGCCAAUUUUAAGAGUAAAGAGGAGAAAGAUAAGUAAUAAAAUAGAGGAGGUGAAGAAAAUGGCUCCCUUACUGGUCUUAGUAAUCUCCCAUAUAGUUAAUGAGCUAAAAAUGAACUUAUAAUUUAAGUUCCAGGUUUGGUACCACUAGCAUAGAAAUAUUGCCUUUCCUAUACAUUCCUCAUCAUUGUUUCCUCAGAAAAUUAUUUUAAGGGUUUGUGGAACCAGAUUAAAUAUCUAUAUUCAGUUUGGCCUAAGUUUUAAAAAUAAAUAUUUAUACUCCAGCUUUUGUGUAUUUGGUGUACAUCACCACUUAUGCAAAUCAAGGAUCAGAAAAGUGGAGGUUAGCUAUCUCCAUUAUUUCCUUUGCACAUUGGGUACAGUGGGUGGCAUUAGUAUGCACUAGCUGCAAAGUUUCAGCACCUUACAGAAGUAAAUAUGUUUAUUAUAAUAAAAAAGUUAAGCCGAAUCUCUGUAGAUUACUUACCUUGCAGAGUAUAAAGCUGUCAUAUCUUUUUCAGCAGAAUUUACUCUUCCAUUCUUAAUUUUCUUUUUGAAAUAUUUUAAAUAAUUGAACAUUCCUUUACAACCUCGUAAUGGUGUCAAACCUGGGGUAAAAGGGAUUUUUUUUUCCUCGAAAGGGCUCCAUCUUUGCUAUCUGUUGAUCACUCUUAGAAAAUCUAUUAUGAUCAAUAAAUUUUCACAGUUGGUGGCAUCCUGUGUCAGCUGGAGUAGUUGGUUGUGAAUAUUAAAACCUGGUACUGUUUUCCCUCAGUAACGUGUAAUUUUUGAUAAGAAGGUAUGGUUAGAAACAAAUGUGAAAGAUCACUUAAACCAAAGCCAGUUACAAGGAGUAAUCUCUCCUGUUGGUUUACCUUCACCUCAGAACUACAAGAAUAUUACAAUACAUAGCGAAGAGUUGUCUGUAACAUUUCUUCCAAUUGUUUCAGUAGCAUACUGGUCUUGGCAUUUCUUGGCACUAUGGUUCUGUAUUCUUUGUGAUGUCUCAUUGUGAGGUUUGGUUUUGUUGUUGUUGUUGUUUUUUUUUUUUUUUAAAAAAAAAAAAAAAAAAAAAAUAAGUGGGAUUAUUUAUGUAAAUGUGUGUCAGUACCAAAAAGUUAUUUUCUCAAGUCCCUAAAUUUCUGAUUUCCAUUUAAGUCUUCUAAACUCUUUUUCAUGCUGAAUAGCAAAGGACUUUUAUUUUUCACUUUCCUAUAUUCCUAAAAAGUAUGAACAAUGCAUUUCAGUUUACUGUAUUGCAUACUCUUUUGCUGAAGACUUUUUCUGUAAACACAAUUGCCUUGUUCAGUUUUGUUGUAAACUGACGCACCGUAAGAUGCACUGUUGAUAUGCUUCCUGAUGUGUGUUUGAUAAGAGUGAUAAAAUAAAAGCUUAAAAGUAAA